AUGGGGUCAAUUACACCAUCCUUCUCCGAUUACGACGAGGCCGUUUCUCACGAUCAAGGGUUGGGACAGAUCUUCUAUCAGCGGAUGCGUGAGAACCCCUCUGCUGUGGCCAUUGUGGAUGAGCAGAGUCAGAGCCUCACUUAUGAGGAGCUGCAUUUCAAGGCGAUUGAGUUAGCUCGGACUCUUACUCAGGGAACUUUCGACUCUCAAGAACGUGUUGGCAUCAUUGUCCAGCACGGGCUCUUAGACGCUGUCACGCAAGUCGCCAUCAUCUACGCGGGAGGCACCUGCGUCCCUCUGGAUCCUCUCUUGCCAGACCAGCAAAUUAUCGACCGCUUGAAACGACUCGGUGCUCAGCGCGUCCUGGUCGACGAAGCCAAUAGCAAACGCAGUCUCCCUUUUAAGCUACUCACCGUGGGAGAUCUAUUUUGCCAACGGUCUCGUACAACCGGAGCAGAAUCUUCCAAGCUCCCAGUCUCGACAACUCUCACCCACUGUACGCACCUUAUCCACACCUCUGGCACAACCAGCGAGCCCAAAGCCGUACAGAUUGUCGCGCGUUCUAUAGUCCAUGUAGCGCAUCAUGCGCCCUAUGAAGCCGUCCACAAAUCCGAUGUGGUAGGUCAUGGCAACAGCACCAGUUUCGACGUAGCCUUGUUCGACAUUUGGGGAGCACUCUCAAGGGGGGCCACAAUCGGCGUCCUCAACAAGGCGACAUUGCUCGAUAUACCGGCCUUGGGAGCCGCCAUCCGCCGUCUGGGAAUCACAAUCAUGGCUAUCACCGCACCACUAGUGAACCUGGCUGCAACAACGCACCCUGAUACAUUCCAGCCGCUCCGAUGCGUUCUUAUGGGUGGUGAAGCGGUCAAUCUCUGCGCGAUGAAGGCGAUUCUAACUGCUGGCCCACCAAAACAUCUCAUUAAUGCCUAUGGACCCACGGAGUGUUGCGUCUACUGUCUUACACAUGAGAUCACCAUGGAUGAUGUCAAAGCUGGGCAUGUAAGUAUUGGUAGCCCCGUCGGGCGCAAUGCGUGCUGCGUCUGUGAUGAGGAGGGUUGUCCGGUUGCCGUGGGAGAGGAGGGCGAACUGCUCGUUGGCGGUCCUGGUGUCUCACCGGGAUACGUCAACCAGGCCGAGAAAAACGAAAAGACAUUUAUAUAUGUUGCUGGAAUGGUUGAUCCUCAUACUGGUGAGCCCUUUCGGAUGUACCGGACUGGAGAUAUAGUACGGCUGAGUCCUGACGGAAAGCAUGACUUUCUCGGGCGUCGUGAUCACCAGGUCAAGGUACGUGGGUACCGAGUCGAGCUGCCGGCUGUUGACUCGGCGCUGAUGAAGACGGGUCACUUUUCCGAGGGCCUUGCCAUGCGCAUAGAUUCAAAGGAAGAAGGAGCCGGUGCAGCCCUAGUCGCUUUCGUGGUGCUUCAGGAUAAGGCUAAGGUCAACGCUGUUGAUGAAGCCAUGGAGGCAAUGCGGGCUUCUCUCCCAGAGUACAUGGUGCCCCACAUCGAAGUGAUACCAGAAAUCCCCCUCAAUGCACACGCCAAGGUCGACCGCAGAAGACUUGAGGAGAUGUACCAUCAGCGCCGAGAGAAACACCUCUGUCCUCUCUACGGAGACCUGAGCGUGAAACCUGACUCCGUCAGCACGCAAGAGCACCUUGCUCGGCUCUGGGCUACUAUUCUAGCCACUCCGGCCCCCGACUACUCCGAUGAUGACGACUUUUUUGCCCUCGGUGGAACAUCCCUGCAGGCCUCGUUGCUCAUCACUCGCAUUCGACAGCAGUUGUGUACCGAGAUCUCCUUGUUAACACUGUACGAUCAUUCCACGCUCAGUCGACUUGCUUCUAUUAUUGACCAAAAUCGGGGUACUUCCACGCAGACCGUUCGACGGGAGUGUGACCUAUGGGUAGCCGACACAAAACUAGGGGAUGAUCUUGAACUUCCGUGGGGGCCGGUAGUCGACUGGCGCCGUGAUACAGAAGGUAGAGUGUUCCUAACAGGGGCUACCGGUUUUGUUGGUGCGUUCCUCUUGGCAGCACUUCUCGCUUUGCCAGACGUACGCCAGGUUGGCUGUCUUGUCCGAGCAACCUCCGCAGCUACAGGACUGGAGCGACUUCGUGGGACAUUGGCCAAAUACAAUCUUUGGCAGGAUACCUUCCUUCCAAAACUUCUCCCGUUUCCAGGCUCGUUAGAAGAUUCCUGGCUCGGAAUGGAUGGGGAGCGAUUUCAUGAAAUUGCGCACUGGGCAAGCGUGGUAUUCCAUCUUGGGGCCAGAGUCAAUUACACCCAGCCCUAUUCAAUGCACCGGCCGGCUAACGUCAUCGGCACGAUGAACAUCGCUCGGUUCGCUGUUACGGGUCGUGUCAAGGGACUUCAUUACUGCUCUAGCAUCUCUUGCUUCGGGCCCACGGGAUUCAUGACCGGUGCCCAAACUGUCUAUGAAGACGCCCCGCUUUCAGCGCACUUGGACGCACUUCCAUAUGAUCACGGUUAUGCACAGAGCCAGUGGGCCGCUGACGAGCUGCUACAGCGGCUUGUCAAACGAGGGUUCCCCAUCGCUGUUUACCGGCCUGGAUUCAUAACCGGAGACCGCAAAACGGGAGCUUGCAACCCGGAUGACUUUUUCAGUCGAUUAAUUCGCGCCAGCGUGGACCUGCGGUGCUAUCCCGACCUGCCCAAUCAGCGCAAAGAAUUUGUCCCCGUCGACUACGUGGUGGAUGCGAUGUUGCAUAUCUCCUCCUCCGUGUUUUCGUUAGGUCAUUCCUUCCACCUGUUACCCAAACGCGCAGUAUCUGUUGACAUGACCGAGUGCAUGGAGCUGGUGGCGCGGGCCAGCGGCGUUGUGAUUGAAUGUGUCAGCUACGAGGAAUGGAUCGAGCGUCUUUCAGUCAGCUCGCAUGCCAGUCUCCAGCCUCUGCUCCCCAUGCUGGCGGAAAAGGUUCACAAUGGACUCAGUCGGUGGGAGCUGUACGAGAAUAUGCCCACUUAUGAUGACACGAAUACAAGACGGGCGCUUGCAACGUAUCCUGGUGGAUUGAUAUGUCCUCUUUUUGACUCAGAACUGAUGAAAAAGUACGUACGCUAUCUGAUUAAUAUCUGAGGAAGGGGGAGUCAUCAUAUAGACACAAAUAUUUCGCUUGACCUUUUACCCAAUUCGGAG
Messenger RNA from Penicillium brasilianum, 3159 nucleotides. The record is from the annotation of a GenBank genome assembly. NCBI's taxonomy places the organism in Eukaryota, Fungi, Ascomycota, Eurotiomycetes, Eurotiales, Aspergillaceae.